Molecule: messenger RNA, 5304 nt
Organism: Phialemonium atrogriseum
Lineage: Eukaryota; Fungi; Ascomycota; Sordariomycetes; Cephalothecales; Cephalothecaceae
Exons: 5
Coding region: 16-5061 (1681 amino acids)
Biological process (GO): rescue of stalled cytosolic ribosome; ribosome-associated ubiquitin-dependent protein catabolic process
Cellular component (GO): RQC complex; cytosol
Molecular function (GO): ribosomal large subunit binding; ubiquitin protein ligase activity
Source: RefSeq, a predicted model, not a curated record
AGACCCUUUCGCCGAAUGACUGUGUCGCCGAUGCCCCGCAUCACGUGCUAUCAUCAAUUUUGGAACAAUGGGAUAUGUCUACUAAGCUACUUUUACUGCUUGAGAAUGUUUGCGACAACAUCGGGAGGGAUCGACCACAUCAUGAGCAAGCAAGGGAAGGCGCGUGCCGCUGGCGGGAAGGGCUUCGGCGUCAGCUCCCCUCGCCCCAACUUUGGAGGCUUCGCGACUUUAUCGAGUAGCCUCUCCUACGUCUCCAAACCGCCCGACUUCUCAGCUAUCUCCGAUGCCAACGUGGUCGUGUCGCUGAAGAACUUGCUGAAGAAAGAUAGCGUCACGAAAGCGAAAGCUCUCGAGGACCUUGUUUCUUAUGCCCGGGCCCAUCCGUACGACCAAGAUGGUGGCCCAGAAGAAGCCGUCCUGGAAGCAUGGGUCCAAUUGUACCCCCGCACAUCGAUCGACAAUUCCCGCCGAGUUCGCGAGCUGUCACAUGUUCUCCAGCUCGAAUUGAUGAAGUCGGCCCGCAAGCGAAUGGAGAAGUAUAUCCCUAGGGUUGUUGGAGCUUGGUUGGCCGGCACUUUCGACAGAGACCGCGUUGUCUCUCGCGCUGCGAGCGACGGCCUGUCUUCCUUCUUGAAGACAGAUGAAAAAACGAUCCAGUUCUGGCGCAAGUGCCACGUCCAGAUUCUCGACUAUGCGUCCGAGGCGAUCCGGGAGACACCAGACAGUCUGAGUGACGAGCGGUCCACGACGAAGGAGGAUGCCGAGGCAAAAUACUAUCGUGUCAUUGGUGGCAGCCUGUCUCUCAUUAUAAAUCUGCUCCAGAAGGUGGAUAUCGAGAAGAGUCGGGACCAAAUCGAGCAAUUCUUGGCAGUGGACGCAACCUGGGCGUGCGUGACCGCUGAAGAUUCCUCUGUUAGGAGAGCUGUCUACCAGCUUGCCCAAGUGUGCCUCCAGGACUACCCCGGCUUGUUGUCUUCGCAACUCCCUAAGGUUGGGAAGGCCUUGACAUCGGAGGCGCUCAAAUCCAGGCAGACAGGCUCUGCGGGGGAUCUCGUCCGAGUCUUGACCAACCUCACUAAGCGCCAUCCGGAGGUCUGGGGUACCAAGAAGCAGCCGUUACCUCGACUGCAACGGCUGGUGGAGAAAGGCUCUCAGGGCGGUUCUUGGGCUUUCUGGCAGGACUUGAGUCGGUUAAUCGCCGUUCUCCCUCAGGAUAAUGUCCCUUUUGAAGCGGCGACAGGUUUCAUGAAGGCUCUGAGACUUGGUAUUUCGAGCAGGGAAGAACCCAGAUCCCAUGCGCCUUAUUCGUGGACAUGUUAUAUCGGCACUCUCCAGCAUUUACUGCGCCUAUUGGCCCCUGUGGACUCUCGUACCGAGUUUAUCAAGGACAACUUUUAUCCGCUCACCGAUCAAUACCUAUUCCCGACUGCGGACAAGUCAUCAUGGACUGGUGGGGGCCAAUUAAGAAUCCUUUGCCAAGGAUGGACCAGUUUGGCAUCUCAUCCAGAUGCAUCCAUACGGCAAUCCGCCGCAGACGAGUGGCAAAGAUUGGGCGAAACGCUUGUAUCCAGGAUGGCGAAUUCUUUGCCAGAGGUAUCCCAGGACUUCCAAAAGUCACAACAGGGCGUAGCAGACGAAGGCACUCGAUGGUUUGCCUUGGUAGGGGCGGUUCUUGAGCAUAUCAACGGGACGACGAAGGGACCAGAAGACACUCCCAGCCCACUCCAAUCCACUGUCCUUGAGGCAUCCGACAAGGUUCUCCACGGGGCUCUCGACCUUCUUGUCAAGAGGAACUUCAAACCGUUCGGUGCAGCAUUGAUUCUUCAAUCUGCACUCAAGAAAUCACCGAACCUGUUCCGGGACAGAAAUGGCGAUAUUUUAUCGUCUCUAUUCCUUCCUGCCCGUCCGGAAGAGCUGAAAACUCUACUAGGAUCACCGUCUGCACCGUUCCUGGUCGAAUCUGUCACCUUGCUUGGAGCUAUCCCCGAGCAGCGAGAGCGGUACGAGGCCAUCUGGAAUGCGAUCGUACAGUUCUUGAUAUGCUCCGAUUCUUUGGAAUCCGACAAUCUAAUGGCGUCACUCAUCUCGAGUGAGGCGGCAAAGCCACUCGCACAGAGGGAUGAGGGCGUCCAGAAGUUCCUGAUCACCAGAUGUUUCCUAAGUGCAAAGGGAGAUGUCGAAGCCUGGAAUCUUUUCGAGGUUGCCCUGACAUUCAGCGUGAUCAAGGACUCCCACCUCCGGGCGUUGACUUCCAGGAUCGUACAGCUCCUAGGAAGCCCGCAACAGCCCCAAGAGACAGUUUUCAGAGGCCUCGAAAUCAUCAUGCAGAAGGCACCAUCUCUACUAUCUCAGACCUCGGACUUGCAUGUCGAUCUUGUCGCAAAGUUGCUGGCAUUGACAGAGAUAUCGUCUCAGAGUAUCGCAGACAGAGCAAUAUCUCUACGCAGCCUGCUCGAUAAGCAGGUUGACGGACAAUCACCGAUGGUCGGAAUCAUACAGCAGAACUUAGACAAUGCUGGGAUCGCAUCACUAGGCAUUGACACCCUCGUUGAGCAAGCAACUUCUGUCUUCGCCUCGAAAUGCGUGCCUCUCGAGCAGCUGUUUCCGAACACGAAUAUCUGGAUGGAAGAGCUCUCGCUCUUUCUGCAAGAUCCACCCAAUCCCGCCCUCUCAGUGACCAGCAAUCUGGCUGGAGCUUACUUCUUAGCGAAGAAGAUACCUACGCCAAGAGGGCACAAGCCAAGACGAGAUCGGCAGGGCCUAUCGAUUCCAGCCCGCAUGGCCGCGUAUACGGCGAGAGUAUUUGGUGCCGGAUUCGACCUCUCCUCACUUCCGCAGGAGCUCAAGGUUGAGCUUUUGUUCUUGCUAUACCUCGUUGUUGAGGUUGCAUCUGACCAGUUGACGCUUAUGGAGGACGGCAGGCUCUGGGGGACCGUCGCCGACGAGCGCACUGCAACUGAUCUGGAGGAUUUCGUUACAUCGGCAAGAAAGAUCCUCCAGACCACCGUCACAGAUGCGAAGGGUUGGGGAGAUGGAACAACGGGCGGACAAAGCCUGGUGGACGAUCUCAUCGCGAUUGCUCUUCAGCAAACAAAGGACCUAAGUCCCAUGGCGCUGUACAGUGCCAAGGCUCUUAGCGAUCUAUUGCAGGCCAUGACGGAAGCCCAUGGCCUCCCAUCGGCCGUAGAGCAAAGGUUUAUCAAGCUUGACGUGAUGAAAGCGACGCCAUCCACCGUCUUUGGCGCCAUUGCCUUUCUCACGGGCUUCGGCGAGGCGUUGGCUACAUCCAAGACAGUCAAUAGGCUGUGCAACGGCCUCGUUAGUGACAUCACGGGUGCCUUUCCGACGUCGGAGAGGGCGCUCCUGGCUAUAGUGCUCCUCAAUUCCUGCGUCUCCGUCUACGAAGUUGGUGAGCUGCCGGUCGAGAGCCGCAGGCAAGUCUUCGCCGUCAGGCAGAUAACGACAUGGACCGACACGCCGGACGAGAUGGAUGCCAGGCUUGCUGCAGAGUCGUGCAGAGCUUUGCAGCGGCUUUUCCCGAGCCUCGAAUCGAUAUAUGGUCCGUAUUGGGAGCAGGCGAUCGAGUACUGCAUCCAUCUCUGGGACAAAGCCGUCGAGGAUCCGCUCGAAGCCCGACUUCCGUAUCUUCAGGCAUCGCUCAAGCUGUCGGCAACUCUGGAGUCCAUGGCCGGCGCCAACGACGACCUGGAUGAAGCACUAUCAACCCAUGCAGAGCGCAAAUCCUCGGCUUUGAUCGAGCUAUUGACCAUUCCACGAGACGUCGGCAAUCAGCCGUCCGAGAUCGUGGAUGCGCUCCUCUGCAGACGCAUUGGGAAGAUACCACUUGAGCACGUCAAGGAUAUUUCCAACCUAUAUGGGUUAAUAGCUUCCGAGUCUCGGGAAGUCCAGACUGCUGCGUUUGGUCUCCUGGAUAGGGCUCUUCCGGCGGCCCAGCAACAGCUCUCGGUCGACGUCCUCUUGGACAAGAGAGACGCGCAGCUUCCGGACGAGCUUCUCUCUCUCCUGUUAGAACCCCCGACGUUGGAGAGUUAUCCCGAUGACCUUCUCGUCCAUUUCCCGACGCCGGUCCGCUCGUACCUCCUGACAUGGCUUCUCAUAUUCGAUACAUACCGAGAAGCUGCUUUCAAGCUUCGCGCUGACUACACCAACAACCUGAGCGCAUCCAACUCGGUGGGGCCAUUGAUGGAGUUCAUGUUCGAUGUGCUUGGUCAUUCGGCGGCACUUUCUCUGAACCUAGACCGGGAAGGGUUCACGACCGAUAAUAUCCGCAACUACACCAUCGAGGUUGCGGACGCGGAGGCGCAGGAGCGGAACAUGCAGUGGCUGCUCAUCCACCUGUUCUACCUCACGCUGAAAUACGUGCCCGGCCUGUUCAAGGCCUGGUUCCGCGACUGCCGGUCCAAACAGACCAUAAUAGCCGUCGAGGCCUGGAUGACCAAGCAUUUCUCGCCCCUGGUCAUCUACGAGAGCCUUGAAGAGGUGAAGGACUGGGCUUCCAAGCAGGAGCCUCCGGAGCAGGACGAGAAGGAACUGCUGGUCAAGGUUAGCAAGGGAGCCAACGAGGUGACGGUCGGGUACGAAGUCGACGAGCUCCAGGCCUCGAUAGCGAUUCGCGUCCCGGAUGCGUAUCCGCUCCAACCGGUCACCGUAGCCGGCCUUAACCGGGUCGCCGUCAGCGAGAAGAAGUGGCAGAGCUGGCUGCUGGUGACCCAAGGAGUGAUCACCUUCUCCAACGGCAACAUCAUCGACGGGAUCAUCGCGUUCCGCCGGAACGUCGUCGGCGCCCUCAAGGGCCAGACCGAGUGCGCCAUCUGCUACUCCAUCAUCUCGACAGACAAGAAGAUGCCGGACAAGAAGUGCAACACGUGCAAGAACAUCUUCCACCGCACCUGCCUGUACAAGUGGUUCCAGGUCAGCAGCCAGAAUACGUGCCCGCUCUGCAGGAACCCGAUCGAUUACCUCGGGGCAGUGAGCGCAUCUCGGAAGGGUGCCGGGCCGGCUGACGACGAGGCCGUGUUUGCUCGUGAUGUGCACGGGUGAUUUUAGCUUCCUUGAACGUCGCAUAUCUCAUGAGAUUGGAAACCGGUCAUGAGGAAGGGCCCAUGGCUUGUAGAUGGCAUGGAAAUAAGCAUGGCGAUAGACCUAGACUUAGACCUCUGGGGCGGCGUUUGUAAAAAGAGCUAGGACAUGUUGUUCGCCUUUCGCCACAUGUCGAUUUACAUUAUGAAUGCAAGAGACCCAGUCGUGUGAAAGGGAUAUCGAUUGAUCCCAGCAAGACCUCCU